Molecule: messenger RNA, 2457 nt
Organism: Schizosaccharomyces octosporus yFS286
Lineage: Eukaryota; Fungi; Ascomycota; Schizosaccharomycetes; Schizosaccharomycetales; Schizosaccharomycetaceae
Product: GTPase activating protein Gyp2
Exons: 1
Coding region: 182-2359 (725 amino acids)
Source: RefSeq, a predicted model, not a curated record
UUUCACAUAGCAAAACAAAAUAAUAAUGAAUACUGUACCUGGUGUGUCUCAGUGCGAUAGAUGUUGUUACCUAACGACAACACCUCAAUUCAAGCCCGCUUUCGACAACAACAUAAGUCGUAAAAUUGAAAGAAAAGUUUCUGGAGCCUUUUAUUGGUAAAAGGUUCAGAAUGAUUAAUCAAUGAAUUUAUUGAAGCAUGUUUUUCCAGAAAAUAAUUACGAAGCUUAUGAAGGACUACUAUCACCAGUUGUUCUUUUUCGUUUGACGAAGCAAGAAGAAAUUAUCAUUGGCUCAUCUUGUGAAAUUAAAUACGAUGAUUCUCUUAUUUUUGGAAGCAUAUUCAUCAGUACAUCUUUCCUUUGCUUUCAUAGUUUGGAUUAUAAGACUCGAUUUACCUUUCCACUGUCUACUAUCAGACAGGUAGAACGAACGGUAUCAGAGACCGAUGUAUUUGUAUUUGAUUUAAUAACCCUCCAAAACCAGAUUUUACAUCUUACUAUAAAAGGUACACGUCAACAAUCAGAACUUUUUUGUGACCGAUUACUACGACAGUUACGAUUAACUUCACAUGAGGCUGGCGAUGUAAAAAAUUUUCUACAUACUUUAUCAUCCGAAAAGGUUCUUCAUACUGGAAUACUCAAGAACAAUAAUGACAACCAAGCAAAUUUUUCAACGGGAUUAGGAGCACUCUUUGGAUUUCCGUCGAAAUUAAUAAAACCGAAUUCCAAUUCAGAUGUACAUCAAAAGGAGCAACUAGACCGAUGGAGAAAGUAUUUCCUUAAAAGUGGAGCUAAUUUUAAUUUUAUGCAAACCCCUUCUUUGUUUACACUACUGCAAAAUGGUAUUCCAGAUAAUUUGAGAGCGGACGUAUGGGAAACAUGUUCUGGAAGCCUGUAUUGGCGUUGGAAAUCAAAAGAUUAUUAUAACAAUAACGUUCAUAAAGUACUUACAGAAGCUUGCGAGUAUGGAGAAGAAAUAGAAAGAGACUUGUCAAGAAGCUUACCGUCCUAUCCAGCUUAUCAAUCGAAGAUAGGUAUAGAUGCUUUAAGAAGGGUUUUGAGGUUUUAUUCUGGAGAAAAUGCUGAUAUGGGCUACUGCCAGGCAAUAAAUAUCGUUGUUGCAGCAUUAUUAAUCUAUUGUACCGAAGAACAGGCUUAUUUCUUGUUCUCUCAGAUAUCUCAACUUUAUGUCCCUGGAUAUUAUGGUAAAUUGAUUCACGGUCUUCUACUAGAUCUUACCGUCUUUGAGUACGUCUUACAACAGACACUUCCACAUCUUUAUCAAAAGUUAUCUGAAAUGAAGAUGGAUUUGAGACUUAUAACAAUUAAUUGGUUCUUCUCACUUUUUAUUAAGGAUUUUCGAUUGGACUACGCUAUGCAAAUCUUCGAUUGGUUCAUAGUAAACGGGCCCAAUGUUUUAUUUCAAAUAGCUCUCGCUUUGUUUAAAAUAAAUGCUCAAGGAAUUUUGAAUGCCGUUGACGAUGCUUCUGUCGUUAAAGUUUUUCAAGAUUGCUUUGCUAAAAUCAACUCCGAAUUUUUAGUGACAUAUAGUGAAGAUACUACAACCCAACCCCUUUCAUCAACGUUUUUACAACUCCAGGCGAUUGCCUUCGAAUACUUUGAUUUCAUUACGAACGGUUAUAUAGUAGCGAAAAGAACAGAGUAUAGAGAAACGGUUCUCACUUCUUUAAAGCUCUUCACCAAGCGUUCACACCUUCGCGGUCUGUAUCAACAUACAAAGUUGUCAAAUAUCAGUUUAGAAAAUUUGUACGAUGCUUUUAUUGAUGGCAUCGGUGAAGAGCAUCUGUGCCAUAGCCGGAUAAUGGAGCAAAAAAUUGAUUAUUAUGGCUUUGAGAAACUUAUAAAAAAGUCAAUCCCACGACAGAUCUUUUUUGAGAAGGCCGCUCAUUAUCAGAAAAGUGAAAGAAAGCUAUUUAAGAGGUUAUACACUUGGCUGAACAGAACGGAUCUUAACGUUCCCUUGACAUUCGAAAAACUAAUUGUUGGCAUUGAAACCAUGAAUAUGCUAGCCGAAGAAACUCCAGAAAUAUUCAUUUUUCAGUUGUUUGACGAAAAGGAAGAAAAGAAAUUACAAACCGAUCAAAUCGUUGAACUAUCAGAAUCAUUAAUUCUUAUAUGCUGUUAUGAAGGGAACCACGAGGAUGAUGAAAGAUUAACUGUAAUAAGCGAUUUUCUGGCCUGUUGUUUCAAUAAACGUAAACAAAACCAAAAAGAUUUUCAAAUAUCUCUUGAACAAUUCCAGUCUAUUGCUACAAACACUUCGUUGUCGCCAAUACUCGGGUUUUUUAUAAAGAAAUUAGUCAAAGGAAUGCUCACUAAACGAAACAGUAUACAAUAACUACAUUCAUUGGUAAAAGUGCCAGUUAUAAUAGAACUGAUUUUACUGCACUUCGUCUUAUUGUUAUGUUACGACGCAUUUAGAACUCUACUCUUUUA